CGUAAAUUAUAUGAACUUGUGGGGUGAAUAGGGCAAAACCAAUUUUCAAAAAAAAAAGAGGUUAGUUUUGUGUUUGACUUUAAGUUGUAGGUCAAUUUUGCAAAAAUCCCUACAUACUAUCAUCAAAUUCAACACGCAUUAGAAAUAGUUUAAUUAAGUAGAUAAAAUUUGUUGACAGAAAAAGUAGAUAAAAUUUAACUAAUAUAUACUAUUGUAAAAUUAAUUUUUUGGACGACAGAAAUAACUAUUCUAAACAAGCAAAAUAUAUUUUAUCACUUAUAAUCCCUCCUCAGCUAAAACUUUCAAAAAGACAACAAUCAUUAUUAUACACAUGUUUGCAAAUGCAAACCUAUAAGAUAAACCACAAAUCAUACAAAAAUAAUAAUAAUCUAGAUCAAGUUAAUUUUAAUUACACAGCGAAGAAGAUUCAAGCCCAAAGGCAAACCAAAAUGAAAUAAUGAAAUCAAACUGAUCAAACCGUAAACCAAAUUCAAACUGGCGUCUAAUAACUAGUGAAUCUGUAUUGAGUUUCGAUUAACGAGUUCUCUCUCUCUAGUAUUGCUCUGACUCUUCUUGGGCACUAUGGUUCUCCCGGCAGAUGCAUUCAAGAUUGCCGCGUGUAAAAUAAUCGAGGGAAGCGAUGCUAGAGCUGACUACGUGGAGGCUAUGAAUCAUCUCAGGGAUUUUCGAUCAAUUCUUUGAACUUGUCGUUGUUUUUGGUUUAGUAUUCUUCUUUAAUUGUAAUUGGAACUAAUCUUUUCUUGUGUUAGACGUACGAGCUUCAUUAUAUCGAUCGCUGGCUCCGGGAAGUUAACAAUAAGACAUUGGAUCCCUUAGACAGUACUGAGCUCAUACCUAACAAAGCAGUCUCGCGUCUGAUUCUAGGAUGGUGCAAAGAAAACAAUGUUAUUCUGACAAGGCGCUUGUCCAUAACAAGAUAGGAUCUUCAUCAGUUUCUUCUCAGAGGGAGGCGGCUAAAGAACUCCAUCGCCAAGCAAGACUCUUCCCCAUUUUCUGCUUCUCUUUGGUCACUCGGAGGAGCUGACAUUGAUCAUGAGCUUCAAAGGGAGCUCGUUAAGACAGUCUUUCACGUGUCAGUUCAGGAGGAGAACAGAGUCUUCAUAGCUGAAAACGCUCAUGUCUUCUCUGAAGCAGGGUUCUAAGGAGACACAAGAAGACGCUGCUGCUACAUUAUCUCUGCUGUCUUCUUGUGACUCUAACAUGCAGCCUAUAGGUCGUGCUGGUGCCUUAAAGCCCCUAAUUGAUGUACUCGAUGAUGAUGACGCAUCCGCUUUCAACACAGUGUCAAACCGAAAACAGAACCAGGGUUUUACAAGAAGGGGUUGUUUCCAUACUUACCAGAAAGGCCAAAGCUGUAGCCUGGGUUGACCGCAUUCUACCUCUUCUGGCUCUACUCUCUGCACACCAACAGGCUGCCAAAGAAAUGAAUGAUCCAGAUUUUCAAGAAAGAAGCUGUGGAAAAGGCUGUGGUAAUAAUCUGCAAUGUCUGCAAGCAAGAUGAAGCCAGUCUGCAACUUCUACAGGAAGAGGAAAAUCUGAUUGCCACAGUUUCUAGACUACGGGACAGAACGGGUUCAGAAUAUACUAUCUGCGUUUCUAAAAGACUAUUGAGAAUAAAAUAGGUCUUAGAUCUUCCUUUGAAUACCUACUCUUCCAUAUAGAUACUGGUCAAUAUUGAUCUUUAGAAUACUUGCAGAAAUAUUGGAUCCAUGUUGAUCUUAUAAAUGUUGUGGAGACAAUACUUAAUCCAUCUUUGAUCUUUUGAAUACUUGUACAGAUAACAUUUCAUUCUUAUGAUAUAAGCAAACUUUUACUCGUCCCUCUUUCCACUACUGGGUUGAUUUAUCUUUGUGUGGCAUCAAUAGUCACUCCUAAAAUAGUCCUAUAAAGUCAUGAGCACGAUACCUGUCACAAGGCAGGGGAUAAACAAUAUGUUGUGUAUAGACUUGUGGGACCUUCAAGCCAAUGACAGGUAAACAUCAUCUUCUUCUAAAAUGCAUAGAUGUAGAAAUGUGUAUCUUAGAUAUGUACAGUCCAUUAUUAUCUAAUCUAGAAAAAAACUCAGUGCUCACAGCAAUUAGAUCUCCAAAUUGUCUUGUGAACUUUGUUCCGAUGGGCUGUAGACUAAACAUAGUACUGUUGCACCUGCAAUAUCCACCUUCUUGUACCAGUAAACAAAACAGAAAAGCCAGGGUUUGGGACACAAAGGCCUCUUCACCUAAAGUUAAAACAAGGUACAACCGGGCUUAACGGUCAUUGACAUCAACUAGUCGUGAAAUUUUGUCACGAACCUACUCAGAGGCAGGCAUGCAGACAAGAUUUAAAGUGCAUAUCGAGAACACUAACAGCUAUUGUCCCAUUACCGACUUGUUCUUCCUGUGUAUGGCUAAGCUUAAUCAUCCUACAAAAAGAACAUUUCAGGCUCAUAUAAUAAUGACUUGACAGAAAAUAAUGGUGUGUAGUAUACCUGAAGAAUUUUUGCCACUUGGUUGAGGAGAAUCUUUACUUUGUCUUCUUAAGAGUACGGUACAUGCUUUGGGUUUUUCAUAAUUACAGCUCCACAGGCAUUCGCAAGUCUGUUGUUGUCCAUCUUUCUCAGCCUUGCGAUUGCACUAACCUCAGCUUUACUGAGGUAGUGACAGGCCAAGUCAUCUUCCAGUUUGACCAGAACUUGUCAGUGCUCUUCUCUAACCAAGUCGGCAUUGGUUUGGUUUUCACCUUUCUUGUACUAAAGAAGGCAACCAAGAAGAAUAAUCCAUGCGCUGACAAUCUUUCUCUUCAUUUUACCAGGAGCAAUUACGUUUUUGUUAAAUAUAAUUCCUCUCAGAACCACGAGAGGAACCUCUCCACCUCCACACUGUUACACAUACAUAAGGACAAGGCCAUAGCCCAUUAUACCUAAAGCCUGAAGAUGGUACAAAGCUUCUAGAAGAAUGAAGGGGAUCUUAUCUAGGAGCAAAGAUUCCAAUUAUGCAGAAUAAGCACCACAUGAAGAUAAGACACUUGCUCUCAACGGUUUCAAAAAAAAAAGUGUGACAAGGCUGACUUCAUUAUUUAAGCAUGGUGAGAGAAUGAGAUUUAUUCAGAGACUAGAUCAAUCAAGUGUAGUGAGGUGAGAGAAAAAUAAUCACGGCAGUGCCUAAUACACUCUUCAAAGCAAAACUAGUGGCAGACAACAAAAGAAUGAGUAGAUGUAAUGUACAUACCAAGUAAAAUAUAUCAGAUGUAGCCCCAUCAGUGACUUCCGAGAAAAAAUAAGUCAGGGACAAAAAAAAACAAAUAAGAAGACAGCAAUGGACAAAAGAGACAGGGAAGUCAAACCUUAGGUGCAGGGUGAGCAACAUUAAGUUCACGCAACUAGGCAAAUUUGGGUUUUAGAGAAAUCAAAAAAGCGUUUAACAAUGCACUCCUCGCAAAACUGAGCUCGCCACAUCCGGACAGCCUCCUUACUGGUAGAGUAUUUGUCCCCAUUGGAGAAUCAGAAAUCCUCGGUCAGUCAACACACACUUCGAUAGUCCCAGACUCUUUUGUUGUUGGAUUUUUACUUUAAAAUUAAAAAAAAAAAUUAAAAGUCGUAGGCCCACCGUAUGUGUUGCUGGCCCUUUAACUCACGUGACCCUUUAAAAAGUGACCCCAUAUUAUUAUUUACCUUGUCCGUUUAGAAACCCUAAAUUUUACUUUGUUUAGUUAGCAUCAUUCUGAAAAUUCAGUCUAAAUGGGUAAACGAGCCGAUGAGGCGACGGUCAAGUAUGCGCACUCCCUAAGAGACGAACUCAGGAAGGUCUCGACGGUGAUUUUGGAUGAAAAAAACCAUGGUAGAGCCGUCGAAAUUGAAGCUAUUGAGGAAGCUAUUCGGAUCUUGAAUUGUCUGGAAAAGAUCCGAUCGAGUCUGUGUUCUUCAGCUCCGGAAGAGUUUCUCUGUCCACUCUCCAAGGAGAUAAUGCGUGAUCCUGUCGUUUUGACUUGUGGACAGAAAAAAUAUCGAAAGGUGGCUGGAGGAGAUUAGUGACCAGACUUGUCUCCAGAACCAACAAGUCGUUUCUGAUAUUGAUCUUACCCCAAACAAAGCGCUUGGCCGAUUAAUUUCACAAUGGUGCGACGAUAACAAAGUUAUAUUGCAUGAAUCAGUUUCUGAGUAACACGUUCCUUAUUGCCUUAUUGGUGGUGGUGGAACAAGUUUGAUCUUCUUUUCCCUUUGAUCUCCGAUUUCUUUUCCUUUUUUUUCCAAAAGUUUAUACGGCUUCUUAGUGAAAUAUUAUAUAGCAUCAGAUAUGUGAUCACAAAAUAUUUGAUGGUGCUACAAAAGAAGCUUAUAAAAUUGUUAAACAUCCCUAAAUAUAUUAACCCAUAUCAUCUAAUCUAUAUUAUAGACUUAACUGUGCAAAUUCUUAUGUUAACCGUAAAUUAUUAGUAUUUAAGAAUCUUCUCCAUCAAAAUGCACCCUGAUCACCAAAUUGGAAACACCACUUGCAACAAAUGCCAACUUGUCACAAACACUUUUAUCUCUGGGGAUAGGCGUGAUGCUAUUCUUUUGUAAAGUAACCAAAGUUAACUAAUAUUCUCCUGUUUUUAAUUACUCUUGUGAACACCCGUUUAAAAAAUACUCAAUUUGUAUAUUUUCUAAGCAAAGUUUCUGUAUAACCAAAUGAAAAACGAAAUGCAGAAUCUGAAGAAUUAUACACAAUAAAAAUUAAUAAUUUAUUUAUUAAAAAUGAAAAUGUCACCUAAUUUUUUUCAAAAAAAAAUUCUCUAAAGUAUUAUUAAAAACGGAAAGAAAAUAAUGAUGAUAUAUUCUCUUUUUCUUUUUGUAACUUGUGAUUAUGAAUUACGUGGGGAGAAGUUGAAAACAAAUUUACCAAUUAAAAAAUAGCCUUAAAACUAUUUAUUAUUGUCGAUUCGAUUAUAGAUUAUCUAGUGGAUUAUUACAUUUUAAUCUUUUAAUACUUCAAUACACAAAAAAAAAAAAAAUCAUAACUUUUCAAUCUAUACUAUGUUGGUGUAGUUUGAAGUAGUUUUUCAUUUAAAAUAUAAAGUAAAAUAAAAAGACGGUCGGUAUAAGUGAGUAGGAGUUGAUUUCUUUCGAAGCCGGCCGAGAAAUCAAAAACUCACUUCCGUCUCUUUUGAUCACAAACGUAUUCCCAUUCUAGAUUCUAGGGUUUCUUUCUCUACCUUGGACUUUUGGCGAACUUCCGAUAGAUAAGGGAAGUUUCGCAAUGGGGGCGAGAUUCAAGAACUUGCAACAAGAACUGACAAAGGUGCUGAAGGACGGAGAUGUGAUUACGGGGAUUCUAGAUGGAGAUGGCGAGAGGAAACCCAUUUUAGAUGAAGCUGCCAAGAUGCUGGAAGGUCUGCUCAAAGCGAGGAAGGCUUCAGCUGAACGUGCCCGAUGAAUUCCUCUGUCAUCUGUCCAAGAAGAUGAUGCGUGAUCCUAGCUACGAGCGAUACUACAUUGAUCGAUGGCUGAGGGAAGUCAACCACAGCGUUUGUCCCAAGCCCUUAUCUCACACAAAACUAAUACCAAACAAAGCACUCUCCAGCCAUAUCCGUCAGUGGUGCAAGGAGAACUUAGUCGACCUUCCUGAGACUGUAGCAGCUUGUUCUGAUAUGUCGAUUGUCAAAACACUGAUUGACAAGAUAUCCUCUUCAUCAGUCUCAUCUCAGAGGCCCACUGCCAUGCUAGGCUAUAUCCAACAUUUUCCAUCUUCUACGCUAACCAAGUUGCUUGAUCCACUCUUAAAGCCUGAUGUCGACAUUGAUCCUGAGCUACAAAGUGAUCUCGUUAAGACCGUCUUCUACCUCUCUUCCCACGAGGAGAACAAAACCUUCAUAGGUCAAAACCCUUCCAUCAUCAACACUCUAAUGUCUUGUUUGAAACAAGGGUCGAAGGAAACACGACGAGAUGCAGCUGCUACUUUCGCGUUGCUGUCUUCCACAGGAAGUUCAUUGCGUGUGUUGGCGCUCCUAGUAGAUCUUCUUGCACAAGGCGAUGACUCAGCAUUCGAUGCUGUCUCAAGUUUAUGUGUCUUGGAAGAAAACAGGGAUAGGGCUGUGCUGGCGGGUGCGGUACGUGUACUAACCAAAAAGCUCCAAGCUGAUGCAAUGGUCGACCAUUCACUUUCUCUCCUUGCUUUGCUCUCUACAAGCCAAAAUGCGGUUGAGCAAAUGACGGAGCUCGCGUUGGUGUUCACUCUCCUAAAGUUCUUGCGGCGUUCAACCUACCAACCAAAUGUGGAGAACGCUUUAGUGACCAUCUUCAAUGUAAGUGAAAGAGAUGGAUCCGGUUUAGAGUUCGUCAGUAAAGAGGAGAAACAGAAACGGACACUGACGAGCGUUGUUGUCAACGGGUCUGAACAUGCACAAACAAUGGCCCUAAGAAUUCUCCAGGUUGCAGCAGGAAGCCGACGCUGAAACAGAAUCCCCAUACAUAUAGAGAUGAAGGAAACAGCUCCAUCUUAGAUACCUACAAAUGCCAUUCUCUGAUUUUUUUUUCUUUUUGGAGUCAAUGUAUAGAUAUGAUACUAGUUGCCUACAGCCAUGAUUGUGUUUACAGGUUUUACCUUUUCUUGUUUGCAGUUUUUACUCUAAAUGGACUCCAAUAUUCAAAGUGUAAUCUAGUUUUACGCAUUUUACGUGGAUAAAUCUAAUGUUUUUAGUAUAAAGCUUUCUGCCUUAUAUAUUUCUGUAAAUAAUAAAUGAUAUACAGUAACAAUAUAAUAACAUAUUGAUGCGUGUGAAUCUGUAGUUAAAACGAUAUUAUUUCGUUUGAAGAAAACGAUAUUAUUUCGUUUGAAGAAAAUGAUAUUUGUGAUAAGAGAAUCUCUCCACCGUCAAUCCUUGUCUAAGAUUAACACUAACCAACACACUAGAUGGCGUCAAAUCAAAUAGCCACGUAAAGUCGUGUAAGUAUUUGAGCACAACAGUAAUUUCUCUAAUAAACAAACCAACUCCACUAGGGUCUAGUAGCCAUCUGCUUAUUCUCUCGACUCUGCUUUUUUCAUCCACUGAGAAUUUUUGAAUUUCAUUAGCCUGUAUAAUAGAAUUGGGGUUUCCAUGAUCUGUUGAAUUCAAGAGGUGGGUUCCGUUAGACAAAAGUGGUCUGAUUCUGAUUUUUUUUUUUUGUGAAGCAAACUUUCAAUUAAAACUUAGGAGGAAACAAUCAGGUUUGGUACAGAGGAGAGAGCCCGUUUGGCAACAGAGUGAUACAUAGAAAUGUGAAACCAAUGAACAUUACAUACAUACUAUGGCCUUUUAACUUGUGAUGUUUAUCCAUCAAUUUGAGGGAUAAUAAAAACAGAGUUCAUAAUAUGGUUCUUUCUUAAUAGUUCAGUAGAUGAAUGAUUCUUCCACAUCAAAUCUUGGUGAAAGAUUAGGGUAACAAAAAUUAAGAAGGAAGAAGACUUGAUAUCAUCAGAGACACGAAGUUUACAAAAGAAAUAUCGACUCCAAAAAAAUUGGUUAUGAAUAUAUAGUCUACUGUUAAAACUGAAAACUGGUCUCAGUAUAGCCAAAAAAAAUUAAAAGAGUAUCUACAACAUUCAAAAAAUAAUAUUUACAAGCACUUUUUUCUUUUGGUUAGUAGUCAUUUUUUUUGUUUCAUUAUUCAUUGAUGCAUUAAUGGGGAUGGUCUGAAACCUAAAUUUAUUUCUUGAUUGGGAACUUACCCUUAACCUUUUGGAUCUCCUGUGGUUCUAAAUAGAAGGCCUUGGCAAGCAAGUCAUCAGGAAUCGGGGGGUUAGCACCAAACAGAGACAGUCCAACACCUUGAGCCCCGGGGUUCUGACUGUCAAAAGCAGAGAGCACGGAAGCAGGAGCAUUGUUAGGGUUUUGCUGGAAAUGGAGAAGAGCUCUUGGGAA
Brassica napus (rape) is the source of this 7875-nucleotide messenger RNA. Its product is annotated as putative U-box domain-containing protein 46. Gene Ontology annotation, cellular component: nucleus; cytoplasm. The record is from RefSeq and is a predicted model, not a curated record. Bases 5344 to 6429 code for a protein of 361 amino acids. Gene Ontology annotation, biological process: protein ubiquitination. Lineage: Eukaryota; Viridiplantae; Streptophyta; Magnoliopsida; Brassicales; Brassicaceae. Gene Ontology annotation, molecular function: ubiquitin-protein transferase activity. The transcript has 3 exons.